Pangasianodon hypophthalmus (striped catfish) is the source of this 2439-nucleotide messenger RNA. It is a transcript of the gene gsdmea, whose product is annotated as gasdermin Ea. Gene Ontology annotation, cellular component: cytoplasm. Gene Ontology annotation, biological process: programmed cell death. The record is from RefSeq and is a predicted model, not a curated record. Bases 261 to 1799 code for a protein of 512 amino acids. Lineage: Eukaryota; Metazoa; Chordata; Actinopteri; Siluriformes; Pangasiidae. The transcript has 10 exons.
UGUCCCUGCUGCCGCCCACCGCCUUCAUGAAUGGCAGCUCGAGCAUCCUAUAGCUGCAUGGGGAAGUGUGACACGGGGCUCUUUCAAGAGCGGGGCGUGAACUUUUCAUCAUUUAUUUAGAAAACAUCAAGCUGUAUCUCUUCCUGUGAAAGAAAUCUCUAGAAAAGAGCUAUCACUGGCGCUUUAAAUCAGUGGCGCUUCUCCUAUUCUGUUAACUUCUUUCUACGUCAUCAUCAGAAGAACAGGGGACUGUACACAAGAUGUUUGACAAGGCCACACAUAGCCUGCUUCACCAGACUGACCAUGAUGGCAUGCUGAUUGCUGUUUCCCGGCUAAAUGAUUCUGAAAAACUGAAGCCACUUGCGGUGGUGAUCAAGUGUCCAGGAACAUGGUUCUGGCAGAGAACCAAAUACAGACCCACAGACUUCACUCUCAAUGACCUGCUCCAGGGAAAGCCUAUUCAACCAGUGCUGGAGGAAAAGGUGUUUCUAAAUAAAUAUGAAGAGACACAGAAAGGCAGUGUUGCUGGAUCUGGGGAGGUAGACAUGGUUGGAGUUGGCAUGAAAGCCCAGGGACGUGGGACAUCCAAGAUUUUAUCAUCACUCGGGACACUUCUCAAGGAAAGUGUGAUUAUGCCACACUUUCUAAAAGAGUCCAAAGACAGGAAAAUGGACCCUCAGCACAAUCUUCUUAUGCAGAUACAAGGCAAAAAUCAGGUCUUCACUCUAGUGAAAGAGCGGAUCUUCACUACUUGUGACUGCACUAUUAACUUCAGUGAACUGAAAGAAGGCAGCUGCAGUGCCAUAUUUAAACAAAUCUGCCCUGCCAAGAACACCAGAGAUGUUGCUAUUGAGAUUCCCCCACACACUGUGAUGGCCUACAGUGUGAGCGAACUGAAAAUUAAAAGUGAUGGUCACUAUGAAGUUGGUGUAAGCCCUGAUGGGAUUGAGGCAGAUGACAGCAUUACUCUGGAUUCAAUUCACAAUGAGACAGAAGUGGACGGCUUAUGGACACAAAUAACAGAGGGAUUGUCAUUGAGUGUCCUGAAUAAAGAACUGGCAAGUGUAAAGGCGGCGUUGUGUAAAUUGGCUUGUCUGUCACCUGAAACUCGUUUCUCUCUGUUAAAUCUCUUUCAAGAGAUUCUACCAGACCAGACACUUCUAUCCACUUUAGAGGACAAGCUGGAGAAAAUAUGUGAUGCAUCUAUGUAUGAUUCUCACACUUAUUUGCCUGACACAUCAAAUGAGCUCACGGACAAUUUUUUGUACUUGCUACUGUCUGAGACAGACAAUAUGGAUAGGCUACCCGCAGUCGUCAGACCAAAUGGAUCUUUGCCUGCAAUUUCCAAUCAGAACAGAGGUCAGAGUGCACCAGCCAAUUGGAAAGCAGCUAACAUCAGCCAUAAUGGAUCUGUAAAGUCAACCAAUCAGAGGCAGUUAAUCCUGACUGCUAUGCACAUGCUGAUUAGUGCUGCUGAAGAACUGACUGAUGAUGGCCUCACCUUGCUAAAAGCCUGCUCUUCAGAAACAAUUAAUGGGUUAAAUGAUUUAGUAACUCAUCUGACAAAUGUUUCCCAGCGAGUCCCAUUCAGUGAGCUUCCCUUUCUCCUGAGGGAUGGUGAGGUGCCCCAGGAGGUGGAGCUGCUGUUCAUCUCAUCCAAUAUUACACUGAAGAGAGACAACAAAGAGCUGUAUGCAGAGAUAGGAAGUGGCAGUAAAGUCCUUCCCCUAAUACUGUGUAUUGUCAUUCAUGGCCUUGCAUACCUGAAUGAGUCAUGUGAAACAGAUAUAGAAAUGUGAUGUAAGUUAAGGAUGAAAUAAAGAAUAAAGUUUUUUCACUACAAGCAAUUCAUAUUUCUAAAACGUAACUUCAGCGCUUCAGAGACCCAUAUUAUGGCAUGAGGUGAGCAUAUACAUAACACAAAUUCUUUUGUAGUUCUUUUAAAUUAAUUGUAUUAAAUUAUUAUAUUAUAUUAUAUUAUAUUAUAUUAUAUUAUAUUAUAUUAUAUUAUAUUAUUUUUUUACUCGUUCAGAAUUUCAACAAGGAAUCCGAUACUUUAUCAUAUUUCAUGUCUUUUUUAAAGCCAUAUGUUCAAAAUGAUGCUAUAUACUUUAGCUUCUUCUUGAAGAAUACAUAUUUUAGUCCAGAAAUUAUUUAUUUCCAGAAAUAAUAACUUACAUUUUCUGUUUGUGAUGCAUAUUGUGAACAAUGGAGAACUGAUAUUUUAAUGAAGCAUGCACUGUUGGUCUGAUAAGAGAGUUACUGUAAUUGUUACUUACUAUAGUCAAAUCAUAAUAAUCUCAAGCCAUAAACCUGUAUUCUAUAAUUUCUAUGUACUUUUAAUCUAUGCAUCAUCUUUUUUGUUGGAUGGCAUUUUUAGACUUUCAUUUUAAUCAUUCAAGAAUUUGUUGGAAUAAAGACAUGAUUGAGACUUUCUAA